Molecule: messenger RNA, 939 nt
Organism: Urocitellus parryii (Arctic ground squirrel)
Lineage: Eukaryota; Metazoa; Chordata; Mammalia; Rodentia; Sciuridae
Product: olfactory receptor 52A1-like
Biological process (GO): G protein-coupled receptor signaling pathway
Cellular component (GO): plasma membrane
Molecular function (GO): G protein-coupled receptor activity; olfactory receptor activity
Source: RefSeq, a predicted model, not a curated record
AUGUUCCUCUCCAAYGUGACAGUCUUCAUGCCCUCUGUCUUGACACUAAUUGGGAUCCCAGGCCUAGAGUCUGUGCAGAGCUGGAUUGGGAUACCAUUCUGUGCCAUGUAUAUCCUGGCCAUGAUUGGAAAUUCUUUGCUUCUGUUUAUCAUCAAAUCAGAGCCCAGCCUCCAUGAGCCCAUGUACAUUUUUAUAGGCAUGCUAGGAGUCACAGAUAUUGUACUUGCCAGCAGCAUUAUGCCCAAGAUGCUUGGAAUCUUCUGGUUUCAUGCUCAAGAAAUCUAUUUUGACUCCUGCUUGCUUCAAAUGUGGCUCAUCCAUACAUUUGAGUGUAUAGAGUCAGGCAUCCUGCUAGCCAUGGCCCUGGACCGRUAUGUGGCCAUCUGUUAUCCACUGAGACAUACCACCAUCUUUACUCACAAGCUGGUUGCUCAACUAGGAACUGUUGUAGUACUCAGGGCUGCCAUUCUUGUAGCCCCAAGCCUAGUAUUGAUAAAGUAUCGAUUUCAAUUUUAUCACACGACAGUCAUCUCCCACACCUACUGUGAGCAUAUGGCCAUUGUGAAACUAGCUGCAGGAAACAUCAAGAUCAACAAAAUCUAUGGUUUGUUUGUGGCCUUUACUGUUUCAGGGUUUGACCUCACAUUCAUCACUUUUUCCUACAGCCAGAUAUUUGUCACAGUUUUUCAUUUGCCCCAGAAGGAGGCUAGGUYGAAGGCCUUCAAUACCUGCAUAGCUCACAUCUGUGUCUUUCUCCAGCUGUACUUCCUGGCCUUUUUCUCUUUCUUCACACAUAGGUUUGGUUCUCACAUCCCCCCUUAUAUCCAUAUUCUCUUUUCUAGCAUGUACCUGCURGUYCCUCCAUUUCUAAACCCACUGGUCUAUGGUGUAAAGACCAAGCAGAUCCGUGUUAGUGUGGUAAAAAUGUGCUGUCCAUAA